Molecule: messenger RNA, 1890 nt
Organism: Betta splendens (Siamese fighting fish)
Lineage: Eukaryota; Metazoa; Chordata; Actinopteri; Anabantiformes; Osphronemidae
Product: P2X purinoceptor 7
Exons: 4
Coding region: 1142-1651 (169 amino acids)
Source: RefSeq, a predicted model, not a curated record
GUGGGCAGCCCUGUCUUGUCCCUCUAUGCAGAUUAAACCUUGGUGAGAUCUGGUUGUUUGUUCUGACUGCAGCGUUUGCUGAGUUGUAUAAUAUUUGGAUCCAGGCUAUGAAUGUUUCCCCAAUGCCGAAUUUGUGCAGAGUGGCUAAAAGAAACUUCCAGUUUACUCUAUCGAAAGCUUUUUCUGCAUCUAAGGAGACGAUGGCUGACUCUAGUUUAUGGAUGGUGACAUAAUCAAUUAAAUUAAUUAGUCUGUUCAUAUUGUUUGUUGACUGUCUACCUUUAAUGAAGCCUGUUUGAUCAGGGUGAAUUAUAUAUGGAGUGAUUUCUUCUAAUCUUCUAGCAAGUGCUUUACACACUAUUUUUAGAUCUACAUUUAUUAGUGAAAUUGGUCUAUAACUCGAUGGGAGUGUAGGGUCUUUUCCUGGUUUUUGGAGCAGGCUUAUAAAGGCAGAAUUCAUAUUUGUGGGUAAUGAAUGUUGUUGUUUAAUUUCAGCUACCAUUUUGUAAAAGCUGGGUGCUAGCAUAGACCAGAACUCUUUAUAAAAUUCAGUUGGGAAUCCAUCUGGUCCUGGAGCUUUUUUAUUGGGCAUCUCCUGCAGAGCUUCAUGUAGUUCUGCCAAAGAUAACAAUAAGUCUAGAGUUGUGGAUUGUUCUUCCUUUAGCUUUGGCAGUUCUAGUUUAUUCAGAAACGCCUCUAUUGCUGAGGUGGAUGGAUCUAUUUGGGACGUAUAUAACUCUUGGUAAAAGUUUUUAAAGGAGACUGAUCAUACAGCUUUUCACUCUAAAGAAUAUUGGACUUCAAUAUCUCAGCAAGGUCUCUGUAAAUUUUCAUCCCAUAAAACCCUGUAGAUCGUCCACACUGCCCCUGUCAGUAUGUGGUUCUCACUCCCCAUCAGCAAACGCUGUGUUUUCUGGGCGUGUCGCAAAAGAAGCUGCUCGCCACACCUCUGUGCGGAAUCGCAUACCUUUUUUUUUUUUUUUUUCUUGGCUUUAUUGGUACGAGCCACCGCAGGGUUAGGAUACGAUAGGUGGCAGUAGCGCGACAUUGAGGGUGCAAUCCACCGCGAUUCUCCACAGAAGAAGAAGACCCACUACAGGACUCACGGCAUGCACGGUAAUUGAAUACAUUCUAACAGACAAUGGCUAGCUGGUCCGGUAGUAUAGUACGGCCAUACAUCUAUGAUCCCGAAUCUGACCCUGACGCUCAAGAGGAGGCUGUUGAAGUCACCACAUUUCGGAUGAUACAAGAUGUGUCACAAUGGUACCAAUGUGGAAAGUGCCAGUCUAUGCCUACAGAGGCUGAAAACUGUUGCUGUCAAGAGAUUGCACAGGUUCAGAGACGUCUGAAUCAGUUGCCAAACCCACCAUCAUGUAUGGUUGACCAUCCAGGACUGGAGCCAGUAUGCCUGAAUGUUUAUUCUUUACAGAAAGAAUUUCAUAUUUAUCGGGCAGAUUAUGGACGGUUGCCUGUGCGUGGAAUAAACCAACGUUACAGGUUUCUGUCAUACAGAAGUUUUGUGAGUUGGUGCUGGGGAUUUCUGGGACGAAGAGUCAGAGUAGUCAUCCCCUCAUGCGUGGUGUUGCGCAUCAGAGCAGAGUUCCCUGAUGGACAAGGGAACUAUGUUGGAUUCAGACCACCAGUGGAAUAACUUCUGAACUAACUUUUUCAUAAGGGACAAAGCUUUUUUUUCUUUCCAAGAAUUUUAUUUUUACUAUUUAUUCCCUUUAUGGUUAUCCUGUGAUGCUUGGUUCACAUGCAGAAUGUGCAGUUUAAAUACUAUAUUUUCAUCAAUAAAAGUUAUUAAGCUGUAUGUCUAUAUGAGUUCAUUGAAGUCAGUCCAAUCUUAGUCCAAGCUAAUUUUUAUUGUUAAUCAAACAUUAUUUUGAC